Messenger RNA from Staurois parvus, 292 nucleotides. Lineage: Eukaryota; Metazoa; Chordata; Amphibia; Anura; Ranidae. The record is from the annotation of a GenBank genome assembly.
AUCACUCACCGUGUUCAUUCAUAACUGAACCAUACUAGACUGUGGGUUUUUUUUUGGGGGGGAUCCGUCAGGUUGGCUGCAUGGGGCCCCUCACUUUUGUCUUUUUAGAGUGUUAUUGCAGAAUGGUUAGGAGCAGGGGCGGACUGACCAUUUGGAAACUCGGGCGCUGCCCGAGGACCCGGGUCAGUAGGGGGCCCCAUGAGAUGCCCCUGGUACCUUUUUCAUAGGCUUUUUUGAGUUUGGGCAAGGACACAGGGGCCCCAUGAUCCCCUAUUGCCCAGGGGCCCCAUGA